Molecule: messenger RNA, 1627 nt
Organism: Pezoporus flaviventris
Lineage: Eukaryota; Metazoa; Chordata; Aves; Psittaciformes; Psittacidae
Gene: RNF138
Product: ring finger protein 138
Exons: 7
Coding region: 239-925 (228 amino acids)
Source: RefSeq, a predicted model, not a curated record
GGAGGAGGAGGGAAGGGCGGGGCGUGCAGCGCGCAGGCCGAGCCCGCUGCCCCCAGCCGCCGCAGCCCGGCCGCCCACCUGGUGCCAGGUGCCCACCCGCCAUCUUCUCCCGGACCCCCAGCGUCCUCCGCCCGCGGCUGCCCGGCGCCGCAGAAGCGUAACGGAGCGGGGCUCAGCUCACCAGGGUGGGGCUUGCUCCUAGUCGCCGAUCCGCACGGAAAGGCCCUGACGUGUUGCCAUGGCCGAGGGAGCCACAGCGGCGGAGGCGUGCUUCAGUGAGGAUGAUUUUUACUGUCCCGUCUGCCAGGAGGUGUUCAAAACGCCCGUGAGGACCGCGAACUGCCAGCACGUGUUUUGCAGGAAGUGCUUCUUGACAGCUAUCAGAGAAAGUGGAACACAUUGUCCUCUCUGCCGGGGGAGCGUGACUAAAAAAGAAAGAACAUAUCCCAAAAGGGCUCUAGAUGUUGAAAACAGUAUGAAGAAAGCUUCUGGGGGCUGUAGAUGCUGUGAGAAGCAGGUUAGAUUUUCGUGGAUGAGACAGCAUUAUAAAACGUGUAAGAAGUAUCAGGAUGAAUAUGGUGUUUCUUCUAUUAUUCCAAACUUACAGAUUUCCCAAGAUUCUACAGGGAACAGUAGCAGGAGUGCUGUGGUAUCUGAUAAUGGCGAGAUGGCUAAUAAUCAAAUGCUUCAAGGAGAAACAAGUGGACACCCAACCUUCAAAUGCCCCUUGUGUCAGGAAGCCAAUUUUACCAGACAGCGCUUGCUGGAUCACUGUAAUAAUAGACAUCUUUAUCAGAUAGUUCCUGUAAUCUGUCCUAUUUGUGUAUCUCUUCCUUGGGCAGAUAGUAACCAGGUGACUAGAAAUCUCGUUAGCCAUCUAAAUCUAAGACACCGGUUUGACUACGGAGAAUUUGUGAGAUUUUAGUUAGGACACUGGUGGACUCUAUCAGCAGAUCAAAAUGGAAAAGACAUCCUUGACUUCACAGUUCCCUAACCAUGUCAAGGAAGGACAUGCAAUACUUUGGCUGCUAUGUGUCCUGGUAACUGUAGAGUAAAGAAAUAAUCCAAGGCUGCUAUUCUUCUUGUACAUCUGAAAAUGUCCACCAUCUAUAGGUUGUUCUAUCCUUUAUUAAUUAAUCUCCAGGAAUGGUCAAUUAUUUCUUACUGUAGGUCUUGGUCUUAGAAGUAUGAUAUGGCUGUAGUGCUUUCUAUCUUCAAAGAAAAAUGCAAGCAGUUGCACAGCAAACCCCUGAAGGAAAAUAAGAGGUAGGUAUAUUGCCUGAACAUAGACAGUCAGUGAUAAAGCAAGAUGUUUGCCAUUGUAGAGAAUGUUCUGACAAAAGUAGGCAAGGUCUGUAGAAAAGAUCUCUGCUUGGGUAGAAAAAACUUCUUUAAGACUGCCCAUCCAUCUAUUACUUUCUCCUCAGCAUGUAUUAAAAAAGCAUUUAGCUACUUCAUGAGUGACACCAAAAUUUAUGACAAGAACUUCUGUCUUAAAAAGUCCUGAUAUCCUGUUGUUCAUAUAUUAUUUUACUGUUGCAUCUUGUUUAAUUAUACUAGAUGACUGGUUGAAGUAUCAAAACUCUGAGUUUUAUUCAUUUAAAAGCAAUGUGAAUUGGAGGAAAAA